Morchella sextelata is the source of this 1992-nucleotide messenger RNA. RefSeq lists its product as uncharacterized. Bases 1 to 1992 code for a protein of 663 amino acids. Gene Ontology annotation, biological process: carbohydrate metabolic process. The transcript has 5 exons. Lineage: Eukaryota; Fungi; Ascomycota; Pezizomycetes; Pezizales; Morchellaceae. The record is from RefSeq and is a predicted model, not a curated record.
AUGUCCUACCCCCAAACCACCUUCCACCACACCACCUUCACCCCCCACAGCUUCCUCUCCCGCCUCCGCCACACCCUCCCCACCACCCUCCGCACGCAACUCUCGCUCCUCUGCCACACCGGCCGCUACGAGGCCUUCCGGCUGCAGCCGCACCCCAGCUACGCGGACCCGCCCACUCACUGGCCCGUGCCCAACCACCUCUUCUGGGACUCGGACGUCGCAAAGUGGAUUGAGGGCGCGUGCUAUCUGCUCAGUGAGUGUCCGGAGGAGGCAGGGGAGUUGAAGGAUAUCGAUGAGGCGGUGAGGGAGCUGGUGGACAUGAUCCGUGGUGCGCAGCAGGAUGACGGGUAUUUGAAUAUCCAUUUCACGGUCGUGGAUAAGGGUGGAAGGUUCACGAACUUGAGGGACCUGCAUGAGCUCUACAACGCCGGCCACCUAAUAGAAGCUGCACUAAUCCACCACCACCACUACAAAAACACCCUCCUUCUCGAUCCAAUCCUAAAAUACGUCGAUCUGCUCUACAGCACCUUCGGCCCCGGGCCCUCCCAGCUCCACGGCUACCCCGGACACCCCGAGAUUGAGCUCGCGCUGCUCCGCCUCUAUGCACUCACUGGGGGCCAGCGCCACCACGACCUUGCCCACUACUUCAUUACCGAGCGCGGCCGCAAUGGUGGGCAGUUCUAUACCGAGGAGGCCGCAAAGCGUGGGGACCGUGAGAACGAGGUUCCUAGAUACUAUCCGGAGAAGAAGAGUUAUUGGUACCAGCAAGCGCACAAGCCGAUUCUAGAGCAGCAGACGAUCAAGGGGCAUGCGGUUAGGGCGAUGUAUUUGCUCACUGCGGUGGCGGACCUGGUGCGGCAGGAUGGGUCCGGGUCGGAGGAGUAUCUGGUUGCAGUGAAGCGACUAUGGGCGGAUAUGGUGGGGAGGAAGAUGUAUGAGACCGGUGGUAUCGGGGCCGUGCGGCAGUGGGAGGGGUUUGGGGAUGCGUAUUUCUUACCGCAGGCGACGGAUGAAGGCGGGUGUUAUGCGGAGACGUGUGCGAGUAUUGGGAUUAUGAUGUUGGCGGAGAGGCUGUUGAAGGUGGACCUCAAUGCAGAAUACGCAGACACCAUGGAGCUCGCAUUCUACAACACUGUACUCACAAGUAUGUCUGUCGAUGGCAAGUCCUUCACAUACCUCAACCAGCUCGCAUCCUCUCCACAGGACCUCUCCAAGCGCGAAGAAUGGUUCGAGUGUGCCUGCUGUCCCCCAAACAUCGCGCGGACACUCGGAAUGAUGGGAGGCUACAUCUGGUCCUGGGAGGAAACCUCAUCAGGCGUGGACCUGAUGAUCCAUCUGUACACUGCCGCAGCGCUGACGAUGAAGAUGAGUACUGGUGCCGUGGUGACAGUGCAGAUGACGACCGACUGGCCGUGGGAUGGAAAAGUAUCCUUCGCAGUGACCAAGACAUCGCCGGAGUUGGCACUGAACAUGAAGCUCCGGAUCCCUAAAUGGGCUGAGAAUAAAUGGACGGUGUCAUCGGGGGGUAGUAGUAGACCUGAAGUAGUUAACGGAUACAUCUCGAUACUAGAGCCGUACUCAAGCUCGGGAAUAACGCUGGAUGUGCCGAUGAAACCACGGGUGAUAAGGGCACACCCAUUCACGAACCGUGAGACUGCGUGUAUUGCCAGAGGCCCCAUCGUCUACUGUGUCGAAGAUAUAGAUAACAGCUGGGUGACCGAUCAUUUCAAGACAACGCACAUCAACCUGGAAGCACCCUUCCAAGAAGAGCUCGUCACAGACCCAAAGACAAACGAGACCUAUGUCCAGAUCAGCAUGCCCUCCGGCGGGCAGGUCUAUGAUAUCGAGAAGUAUCCUUCCUACUAUGCUUCGUAUGUUGCGCGGGAUUUGGUAUUCAUCCCGUUUUAUUUCAGAGCGAACAGAGGUGGAAAGGGACACAUGAGAGUGGGCUUGAAGGUACCACCGUAUCCAGCUGGCCGUAUAUCUGCGUAG